Messenger RNA from Paramecium pentaurelia, 453 nucleotides. The record is from the annotation of a GenBank genome assembly. Lineage: Eukaryota; Ciliophora; Oligohymenophorea; Peniculida; Parameciidae.
AUGAACUCUUGUAAAAUAGCUCAAGCCUUGGUGAAUUUUAGCACCACAAAAAUAAGACUUUAGAUCAUUUAAAUAAAACCGAUAUUCUUUUAAUUGAGAAUACACUUGGAGAAGAAAGAUGAAUAUGAAGUAAUAUAUCAAAUAAUUUGAUUCAGCAUUCAUUAUCCAAAAAUCAUACACUGAUUCAUUCUAUAUCCCAGACAGGUAGGCUAAUAUUCAAAGUCCUAUGUAGGGUCAGAAUCAUCAAGGAGAGAUAAAAAAAAGUUUCAGAGAUAUUUAUUCUUCAUUCUUUAAACUCCCUAUCAAGAUAUAAACACAAUAUAAUUACAACUUAACCUGAAGCUAUCAAAAACUUCAACAGAGAUUGUGAUAGAAUUAUUUUGGCAUCGUAUCUAUGGAACUAACAUAGGAUUUGAAUUGAGCACUAUAUUCCAGAUACCCAUAAUACUUUGA